Molecule: messenger RNA, 1497 nt
Organism: Cuscuta campestris
Lineage: Eukaryota; Viridiplantae; Streptophyta; Magnoliopsida; Solanales; Convolvulaceae
Source: the annotation of a GenBank genome assembly
GACCUCUCCUCACCUUCUUCUGAAAUUCGGGAAUUAAUUCUGCCCUCGCGGCGUUCGGUAACGUUUUUGGUUUCUAUUCAGGUCCGGAUUUGGAUAAUUUAUGGCUCCUCCUCCGCAGCCGGUGGAGCGUAACGGAGGAGAAGCGUCAGUCAGCGGAGAGACGCAGCGGGCUGUGCCGACGCCGUUCCUGACGAAAACGUACCAGCUCGUCGACGACCAUUCCGUUGACGACGUGAUCUCCUGGAACGAAGACGGAUCCACCUUCAUCGUCUGGAAUCCGACUGAGUUCGCCAGAGAUUUGCUCCCCAAACAUUUCAAACACAACAAUUUCUCCAGCUUCGUUCGCCAGCUCAACACAUAUGGAUUCCGCAAAAUUGUGCCGGACAGAUGGGAGUUCGCAAACGAUUGCUUUAGGAGAGGCGAGAAGCGUUUGUUGUGCGAUAUACAGCGUCGGAAAAUUGUGUCGCCAGCGGCGGCCACAGGCGCGGUCGCCCCAGCCGCGGUGGUAGCCUCUGAGGCGGUGACUGUGGUCGCAGCGGCGGUUCCUCCACAGACGGUGAAGACAGUUUCGCCUUCGAAUUCGUGCGAGGAGCAAGUUGUGUCAUCCAAUUCCUCCCCUGGGACGGGCUCCAGAGAAGCAGCAGCCCAAGGAAAAAGCAUGGCGGAGCUGAUCGGAGAAAACGAACGGCUGAGGAAGGAGAACACGCAGCUGAGCAAGGAGCUGAGCCAGAUGAAGAGUCUCUGCAACAACAUAUACCUAUUAAUGUCAAAUUACUCAAACAACUGCAGCAACCAACCUGCAGAUAGCAGCUCGAGACCGCUAAAGCCGCUGGAUCUAAUGCCUGCCGCCCCUGCAGCUUGCGGCGGAGAGAGCCAGCCGGGAGCAAGAGCCACACUAUUCGGAGUUCCAAUCAGUUCGAAGCGGGCGAGAGAAGGCGAAUAUGAAUCGGCUGAGCAGGACAACGAGCUGCGGCUGCAACUGCCCUUGGCCGCGGCCGGCAUGAAACUAGAGCCCUCAGAUCCACAAGAGGGCGACGGGAAGCCGUGGAUUAGACAUUGCCAAAGACGAAAUCAAAGAGUGAGUGAUUGAAGAUGGAAUACUUAGCGGUGGGAUCGUUGUCCAGAAGCCAAAGACCAAAGGCUAAUACAGUCACAGACAUGUUUCUGCAGCACAAACAUUUUGUGUGGGCGUGUCUGUGUUAGCUUGGUAUAUAAAUGGGAUAUUCUAUGUUGGUGUACUUCUAGGUUAAUUCUUCUUCUUUUUUAGUAGUUUUACUUUUUAAAAAACUCAAUGGGUUAAAUUUUAGUAAGGAGGUAUUGGUGAGGUCGAUUAGGAUUAACCACUUUAUUCAUACCGAAUAAUGGAGUGAAAAUGUGAGAUUUCAAAGGGGCUGUUGUUUGUACCAUAGUAAGGUUUGUAGUGUAAACGUUAAUGUAUAUUCAAACCCUAGUUUGGUAGGUAUGUGUGUGUUGUUCUAAUAACAUUUGGGAACCGGA